Molecule: messenger RNA, 1467 nt
Organism: Thamnophis sirtalis
Lineage: Eukaryota; Metazoa; Chordata; Lepidosauria; Squamata; Natricidae
Source: RefSeq, a predicted model, not a curated record
GUGGAAUGGCUUAAGAAUGAAGAACCGGUCAAUGCUGAACAGGAUGAAAAUAUUGAUACCCGAGCAGAUCAUAAUCUAAUUAUCCGUCAAGCCCGUCUGUCUGACUCUGGGAACUACACUUGCAUGGCAUCCAACAUUGUUGCCAAAAGAAGAAGCCUCUCAGCCACAGUCGUGGUGUAUGUGAACGGAGGCUGGUCUUCUUGGACGACUUGGUCGAACUGCAAUGCCCAGUGUGGCAGAGGAAUGCAAAAGAGAUCCCGCACAUGUACCAAUCCUGCUCCCCUCAAUGGUGGUGCUUUCUGCGAAGGAAUGUCGGUACAGAAAAUUACCUGCACAUCAUUGUGUCCCAUGGAUGGUGCCUGGGGUGUGUGGAGUGAAUGGUCCAUCUGCAGCCCUGAGUGUGAGCACUUGAGGAUCCGGGAAUGCACUUCUCCACCUCCACGGAAUGGUGGGAAAUUCUGUGAAGGUCCAAACCAAGAAUCAGAGAACUGUACGGAAGGCCUUUGCAUCCAAGACAUUGAGAAUGCAACAGAUAUAGCCCUGUACUCAGGCCUUGGGGCUGCCGUCAUCGCCGUUGCGGUCAUUGUUAUUGGGGUGACUCUCUACAGGAGGAGCCAAAGUGAAUAUGGUGUGGAUGUGAUUGACUCCUCAGCUCUGACAGGAGGCUUCCAGACAUUUAAUUUUAAAACUGUCCGGCAAGGUAACUCCUUGCUUUUGAACUCAUCCAUGCAGCCUGACCUGACUGUCAGUAGAACCUACAGUGGACCCAUAUGCCUUCAAGAUCCCAUUGACAAGGAGCUGAUGACAGAAUCCUCCCUCUUCAACCCUUUGUCUGAUAUCAAAGUCAAAGUUCAGAGUUCAUUUAUGGUGUCCUUGGGUGUGACAGAACAUUCGGGGUAUCACAGGAAAACGCAUUCUGGGACAUUUCCACAUGACAACAACAAAACCUUCAAUCCUGUGCAUGUGAAGAACAAAACGGCCUACAUCCAGAAUCUCUCGCCCCUUUCAAAGCAAAAUGAGAUGAGAGCUACCAGUGUAUUUGGUCAUCUGGGAGGACGUUUAGGAAUUCCCAACACAGGUGGGUUUCUGCCAAAUCUGCAAAUAUUUGGAAAUGCAGGCAUAAUUGGAUUCUCCCCCUUGUGUUUAUUUAAAAAUAUGCAAUAGUAAUAAAUUCUUCUAUCAGUUUUCUCUGUGAUGUGUGAACUUUUGCAUGUAGAGUAGUAAUUGUGACUAGCUGACAAUUCGGUAAAGCUGUUUUAAUCCUCCCACUGCAGCUGUGAUGUGUUUUUUUUACUUCCUAAAAAAGAAGCAUAAUAUUUUUCCUGCCUCUUUGAUAGGGAGUAAAAUAAUUUCUUAAAAAGUGUUGGACCUGCCACAACUUAAACCUCUAAAUAAAAAUGAUCCUUGGCUCCAUUGGUUGAGAAAGGUAUAGUUUAUUAGAGUCAAAUGUAUUGCAAAGUCAGAAUU